AAAUAAAUCUACAUCUUGUUGCUAAAUACACUAAUACUGACUGAAGAUACUGCAUUAGCAUUUUUCUAUAUUUACAAUAAAGUUUAUUGAAACGGCAGGCCGUAAGCCUUGGGUUUCUAUGGAAACACGUGGAGUAAACGCAGCGCGACACUGGACGUGACGUCUAUACGGCUGCGCAUGUCAUGCAUUAUACGGAAGUAGUCGGCAAUCAGAAACAUGGAGGUUCCAGUGAUAGAACGCUCCGAGGCUGUGGAGGAAGAGGAGCUGUUCCAUGAGUGUUCCGAUAACACUGAGCCGGCCGCGGCAGGGGCAUCGGCAUCCAAUGAGACUGCAUGUGUGGACGAUGACUCUUUGGAAUGUCCAACAUCUGAGAAGUCAGAAGAGGGAGAGGAGCCUGACGACAGUGUGCUUAUUGAACUAGAGAAAGAUGUCAGUGAGGAAGAGAAAGAGGUGAGUGAGUCAAUGAUCAUGUCACAUUACUAGAGCUAAAUAGUACAAGGCACAGGUUACAGCAUUAGGUACUCCACUGUAAUUAGUGCUGUAUUCAUGCAACCCAGCAAGCACCAUAACCACUGCAGACCUGGGGUCUGCCAGAUUGUGUUCAUCACCUCCUCUGCACCUCAAAAGCUCCAGUGAAACAUUAGCUUACUGGCUGAGAGAAAACAUCUGACUUGCAGGGCUUAGCUCAGUGGAACUAUUAAAAGCUCCUUGUAGAAGUAUUUUGACUUCAGAGGAGGAGGUGAACAGGGCCCAGCAGACACCAUGUUAGUUGUCAAAUCAUUCUUAACUGGUUUGUCUGUUUAUACUGGGAGGGUGCCAGAGGACCCCUGUCACCAUAACCCUUACAGUGGGCUGUAGUGGGUAUGGUGCUUGCAGUAUUUAUUUAAAUAAUGCUUUGAAAUCUGAUACUCGAAUUUAGAUGUUUUAUAACGAUUCUCUUUGAAUUUUCCAUUUAAACAUCAACUGUCUCAGAGAGAAUACAGGCCAUAGAGCUAGAUGAUGGAAAGGUCAGCCCUAAAAUGUAUUAAUGUUAUAAAUGGGAGUAGUAUCGUGUGGUUUUCUUUUUGGAUGUCAAGUUUUUCUUUGAAAUACCAUGCACAGUUGAUAGCAUUGCGCUUAGUAGAUGGUGAUGUUAGGUGCAUUAGAGAAUAACAAAUUUUAAAUGAGGUUUUUGGUGUCAUGCAGUGGAGAUGAGGGAGGUUAAGUUGAAUAGAGCCUUCUCUGUAACAGAGCCAAAACAUUGCCUACUCCUUGUUCCAAAUGGUCUGCUUAUUAUUAUCCUUAAAUGCCCAUAUAUUUUGCUUAUUUAGUGAGUAGGGGAACUAGAAGUAGAGGGGGAUGAUGAAACUGAUCAGCAAGGUUUUAAAAUGGAUAGGUGAGUGCUGGAGCUAGGAUUAAAAGAUGCAAUAAAGGGAAUCUAUAGUGUUAGGAAUACAAACGUAUUCCUAACACUAUAGUGCCCCCUUGCAGUACAUCAAGGGUUAAAAAACCCUUUAUUUGCUUACUUACCGUCUGUGCUCCACCUCCUCUGACGUCAUCCGAUGGGGGUGAUGUAAAGUGCAUGCGCGGCGAGCGCAUUAGGCCCUCCCCAUAGGAAAGCUGACUCAAUACUUUCCUAUUGUGAUUUUACUGAUGCUGGAUGUCCUCAUUCAAAGUGUGAGGAUGUCCAGAGUCCGGUAAACUCCUGGUAGACAGUCACCAGAGGCUGUCUUAGAACUGCAAUGUAAACUUUGCAGUUUCUCAAAGACUGCACUGUUUUAAAUUGUAGUUUUCUCAAAAAUUGCAAUGUUGUUCAUUGCAGAACUAAGGUAGAUAGAGAAACUGCAUCCAAACCAUUUCAAUGAGUUGAAGUGUUCUGGGUGCCUAUAUUGUUCCUCUAACAUGGAUGGUGGGAGAACACAAAAGACAUAUGUUAUGAUUGAUAUGUUUGUGUGUGUGUGUAGUUAAAAUAAUGUUAAACAAAAAUCUGUACACCAGUCAAGCCAUAAGACUUGCUUUUCCCACAGAAAUCACAAAUCUGCAGUGAUUUUACUACCGCAAAGGAUUCUGGGUGGGCAUAUGCAAAGUAGUUCAACAAAGAAUAAAAUUUUUACCUCAUUCCAUUUUAAACAUGGAUUUCUUUGAGUCUGUGUUUGCUGUAUACAACAGCUUGGAACACAACUUAGGAAAAGAUGCAAAGCCAGUGAACCACUCAUGGACAGCUGUUUCAUUGUUAAUGCAAAUCAUCAGCAUGAGGUUGGUUACUGGUUUGCUUAUUGAGGCUUGGUAGUGUUUGGGAAGAUAUAUAUAUAUAUAAUAGAUAUGAGGGCACUCCCUGAUGUCCCAUUGCUUUUUAGGAAAAUCAUAUGUUCUAAUGCCUUGGUGCACCACGCUGGAACCUUUUUUUUUUAUGGGCUAUGUCUUUUGCAGGAUAGGAAAAAGAAAAGCACCCUUUUGAAAGAAGAAGGAAACAACUUGUUUAAGAAAGGAGGUGAGCACAUUAUUCCGUGUUAGGGAGUAAAAGUGUGUGUGUGUGUGUAUGUAUAUAUAUAUAUAUAUGUGUGUGUGUGUGUGUGUGUGUGUAUAUAUAAAGGAAAAUUUUCUUCAUACUUACCGUAAUUUUCUUUUUCUGAUCAUUAUUCAUGGCAGCAUUUACUCAUGGGUUAGCUCCUCCCCUCACAGCAGAAAGGACAGGAAAUAGAACUCUGAAACUGGUAUAAAUAGAUCCUCCCCCUUCCCAUCAGGCAGUCUUUGUAACUAGCUUCACAUCUUAUAGUAUAUGGGUGGGAACGUAAUGCUGCCAUGAAUAAUGAUCAGAAAAAGAAAAUUACGGUAAGUAUGAAGAAAAUUUUCCUUUUUUCCUGACAUUAUUCAUGGCAGCAUUUACUCAUGGGGAAUACCCAAGCAGUAUAUUUUGAGGGAGGGACAGAGUUCAAAAACAGCCAAUAGCUAUAAAACCAUUAUUGAGCUGCAUAAACCUUAGAAGACUCAAAAAAAAAAAAACCCAACAAGACAUCAAUAGGAUGUUGUCAUACAUUCUGCUCAGACAAGUUAAUUAACCUAGAGGCUGCAAGGUCAGCAACCUCCUGGCAUUCAAUAUCUGAAAUAUCCUAAAUAUAGUCAGAUAGGAAUUAAGGCCAUGAUAGCAUAAGUCAGAGAAGGAUAAUGCCAUUUUGAUAUAAAAUUUAAAACCAAAUUGAUGACCUUAUCAGAUCAGAACCUUGACAAAAGGCAUAACAGAAGGUUGGAUGAGAACAGACACACCAUGCUAUUAAACAUGGCGAGAAUUACACUGAGAAUCCUACAACUCUCUGGAUGUAAUUAUUAAUGACGAUUCACACUGCUUCCUCUUGCCUUGUGAACUACUUACCUGUGGAUACAGGAAAUAAAUCAAUACCUGCCUGUCAGAAAGAGGCAGAGCCUAGUAGAGAAAUAAGUGUUAUUAAAACACUGCAAUAAUGAAUAUAUAUAUUGCAAAAAUCCGACUCACAACAAUACCUCACACCUAGGAUUAAUUGAUACAAUAAUGAUCAGGCACAGGAGAGGUAUAAACCAAUGACAUUACUAGGCAAGGGCAAGAAGAGUCAUAUACAGAUUAGUUAAAGAAAGAAAAAAGAGACAUCGGUAUGAACCGUGGAAUUUGUGGAAACUUCCUAAAUUAUAAGUAGGACAAUCAUGUUAGUACCUACAUUCAAAGAAACACUGUAAAUAGUACAGAUUAUGCCAAACAGUAUAAUCAAAUUUAUUAGAGACCGUUGUGUAACAUAAGUAGGAGAUAUGUAAUCGGCAGGAUACCGAUGAGAAGGUGGUAACCAGAGGCACAUGAUCCAUUGUGGCAACCGACACAUAAUCAGGAUAGUAGAAUAUAUUCAGUUAUCCUUAUGAGAACAAACAACCGCAUACUUACUCUUACCUUAUCUUCAGAUAGCGAAGAAGUACUAUGGCAGAGCUUAUGGCGAUAAUAAGCAGUUUGUAUUAUUCUUACCUUAUCUUCAGGUAGCGAAGAAGUACUAUGGCAGAGCUUAUGGCAAUAAUAAGCAGUUUGUAUUAUCUGCAAGAUAUCAACACCAAUACAAGUAUAUAAUCCAUAAGUAUUAAAUCAAUGCAAUGUUAGGAGUGACCAUAACUUAUACCGAUCUAGGUACAGAGACCAUGAAAAACAUAUCAGUCAAAUGUUUGUCAUCAACAAGCUGCAUUACAUUAUAUUAUGUAGGAUGAAUCAACCACUUAAAGCCACACCUCGGUUGCAAAUUCCAGAUAUAAGGACCACUAGAAGAAUCCCCAUGAAGAUCAGAAGAGAGGACCGUAAUGGAGUUACCCGUUAAGGGAUUUCCUCUCUUGUUCUGAUAGCAGGUGAAUUUUACUUGAAAUAGUAAACCUGGUAGAAUGGCCUGGGGACUAGAAAGACCUUCCAGUGUCAAUUAAAAUACUUGCAAUACUAAGUAUCAAAAACUUACCUGGAUCAUAUGAGCAUAAAAGAAUACAUUUAAUUGCAGAAAGGAAAUUAUAAUAUACCCUUUCACCACAAGGGAAUCUUGUCAGAAAUUUCUGAACAUUAAUUCCUUAAGAACAAAAAGCAUGCUACCCCUGACAUAUCCUAAAGGGAUUGCCAAACUCUCAGGUCCCCAAGGGAUAAAAGAGAAUACUGCAUAUAAAAAAUUACUACCUUCUCCAAAUUAUAAAGAUGCUUUAAGGAAAGGUACGCAGUUCUAAAGAAUAUGUUAAACCAAUUCCAGAGAACAGAGUUAAAAACUUAAUAAAAAGCACAAACCAGACCAGAAGUAGUGAAUUCUUCAGAGUAGAAGUUUGCGGAAAAAUAAAAUGAUAUUAGAGUUAAGACCAGGAGAGAAACAAGCCAAUAUGAACAGCUUUUUAAAUCAGGUAAUAGCUUCAGAGUUACCUACUUAUGAGAACGAUUAAUAGCCCAAUUUGUGCUCCUGCAACCAGCAUGAUCUUCUAAGCUGUGCAUCAGUAACAGCAUAUAUCUGAAGAUAAAACACUGCCACCAAAACAUUCCUUAUCUUGAUAAGAGAGGAGAGGCUACUUGGCAAUAGAAAAACUUCUCAGAAAUGGUCUCAUGUAUAAAUACAUAGGAGUGCACACAAAAAAGGCCUUAAUUUUGUUAAACAGUACCAUGCUCCAUUUUGGAAAUUCAGGUCUCCUUCUCUCCUGGGAGAGGCACACAGACAGGUUCAGUAACACCUGCAAUCCAUCUGAAGUGGUAAAAUGUGUUAAUUGCUUAUCCCGAAACACCUGUGGGAGAAGGAAUCUAAUACAAAGCCAAAAGCAGUAUGUUUCCUUAUCCACUUCAUUUAAAAAACUGAAAUAGAAAAUCCACAGGAGGCAAUAAUUACUUACCCAGUAUAACAGUGCAUUUGUAUUUGCUAAAAUUAGGCAGUGCUACAUUUCAGCACAAAACCCAGACCUUAGAUCAUUUGUAUAUAUUAAAUAUCAAUGCCGUGUAUAAAUUAGGGUUAUCUAAUACUACCAACCUGCAUACAGAUUAUGUGAAUCACAUACAUUGUGGAUGUUUCUAACAGCACCUUAUACACAGAUAUAUCAGUUACAUAUACUGAGUCUGUUCAAAUAGUAAUAGCAGAGGUAGGCUAUAUACAGUGACACUAUGCCUGUACACAUAUUAAGAUUAUAUGAGUGAGAUAAAUUGAGGCUGUUUUCAACAGAACUUCAUGCACAUAUUACACCACUCAUAUAUACUGAGGUUGUGACUAAUAACCCACACAAAAAAACCUGCAUUAGAUUGGACUCAUAGAGGAUGUGUCUUAUAUCAUUCACAUAUAUUGUGUUUCCACUAAUACAUCAAGCAUAUAGUGAACAGAUCCACUGAAGCAAUGUCCACACCAACUUACAUAUAGAGCAUGUUGAGACAUAUACUGAGGCUGUGUUUUUAGAGCAAAUAAAGAACACAAACUGAGCCGAGACUUCCGAUCAUCUCAUACGUAGACAAUAUAGUGGAUAUAUAUACUGAGGCUGUGUCUUCAUAGUAACUCGUACACAGAGCAUAAAGCGCAUACAUAAACUGAGACUGUGUCUUCAUAGUAACUCAUACACAGAGCAUAAAGCGCAUACAUAAACUGAGGCUGUGUCUCCAUAGUAACUCAUACAUACAGCAUAUAGUGGACACAUAUACUGAGGCCAUGUCCUUAUAGUAAUUCAUACACAGAGCAUAUAGUGCAUACAUAAACGGAGGCUGUGUCUCCAUAGCAACUCAUACAUUUAUCAUAUAGUGGAUACCUAUACUGAGGCUGUGUCCUCACAGUAACUCAUACAUAGAGCAUAUAGUGCAUACAUAAACUGAGGCAGCGUCCUCAUUGUAACUCAUACAUAGAGCCUAUAAUGGAUACAUAUACUGAGGCUGUCCCCAUAGAAACUCACACAUAGAGCAUAUAGUGGACACAUAUACUGAGGCUGUGUCUCAAUAGAAACUCACACAUAGAGCAUAUAGUGGACACAUAUACUGAGGCUGUGUCUCAAUAGAAACUCAUAUAUAUAUAUAUCUCAUAUAUAGGAUACUUAUACUGAGGUGGUGUACUCACAGUAACUCUUAUAUAGACCACAUAGCAGAUACAUAUACUGAGGCCCUAUCCUCCUAGUAACUCCUACAUAGAGUAUAUAGUGGAUACAUAUACUGAGGCCGUGUCCGUAUAGUAACUCAUACCUAGAGCAUUUACUGGACACACUCUGUUCAUAUGUUAGAGCAUAAAGUGAAAACACACCGAUGCUGUACCACCAACAGAUCAUGUAUGGAUACUGAGGCCCCGUGGUCUCAUAUGCAGUAUAUUUCUCCACUCUCUGGAAAAGCCUGCUUAUUUGUGAUAAUGCACAGAUAACAGCAAUCAAUGCCACAUAUCUUGAUAGGAACAAGUGUGUGUGGACUUUAAAAUCAUAUACAUGUGAGUACUUCAGUCACCCAGGAAAGUUCUCUUACCUUGGAUAUUUCUUCAGGACUGUGAAAUUCCAGCAGACUUUAUACAGCCAGGAUAUCCAUUAUUAGCACUCUUUUUCACAAUGCCUUAUUGCAUCAUAAGCACUCUUUUGCACAAUGCCUCCUUGCAUUAUCAGCACUCUUUUGUACCAAGCAUCCUUUUAUGUAUAACUUACCUAAAUGCUCACCACACAAACCUCCUAAAUGUGACCUAUUUGUUAGAAGGAAGCCUAAUGUAAGCCGCUGGGAGGGACUGAAAGAACAGAGACCCAGGUGCCUAUACUAGUUUUAAUCUAAUUACUAAUGCACUUACUUGAACAGCUGCAGGCCUGUGUUUCAACAGCAAAAUGGGGAUUUGAACAACUGACAGCCUAAACUGUUUAAACUAUAGGCUUCCAUCUGUACCCCAUAUGCAGUCCAUCAUCACCAGUGGGAGGAGGAUUAACCAACCCCAUACAAGGUGGAACACCAAGAAUAGGUAUACCCAGGUAGUCACCUUAUGGAAGUGCUGUUUACUGGGUCUUCAAAAAUAAAGGCUUAGACUUGGCUGGGCCUCAUGUAUGCAGUGGACCGCUGUCAUCCCCUCAGGGAGAGAGAUAGGUCAGACUCCUGAUUGCUGAAGGAGGUACCCAGGCUGGCAACUGUUACAGAUGUGCUGUUUGCUGGGUCUUCAGGGAUAAGAGGCUGAACCCUGGCCUGGUAUUAUGUAGGCAAUAUAUCACAUUCAUCCCCUGAGUGGGUACCCAAGCUGAGCUGUUGCUGGGUCUUCAGGGAUAAGAGGCUGAACCCAGGCCUGGCUUCCUGUAGGCAGCAUAUCACAUUCAUCCCCUUAGGGAGUACCCAAGCUGGCCUGUUGCUGGGUCUUCAGGGAUAAGAGGCUGAACCCUGGCAUGCAGUGGACCAUUUUCAUCCCUUAAGGGAGAGGUUGGGUCCGACCCCCGGUCACUAAAGGGGGUACCCAGGUUUGCAGUAUUAACAAUAGUGCGUUGCUGGGUCUUCAGGGCUUAGAGGCUGAACCCCGGCAUGGCUACAAAAAUAUUGCCUGGUGAGCAUAAAAGAAAAUCUAGGCCUGCUUAAGCAGACUCCUUCCAAACUGCUGUGAAGGACAGGAAAAAAGACUGCCUGAUGGGAAGGGGGAGGAUCUAUUUAUACCAGUUUCAGAGUUCUAUUUCCUGUCCUUUCUGCUGUGAGGGGAGGAGCUAACCCAUGAGUAAAUGCUGCCAUGAAUAAUGUCAGGAAAAUAUAUAUAUAUAUAUAUAUAUAUAUAUAUAUAUAUAUAUAUAUAUAUAUAUAUAUAUAUAUAUAUAUAUAUAUAUAUAUAUAUAUACACACACACACAUCAGCAUCGGACUGCAACCUUGUGGGUCUCAUCAUAUCAUGCGGAUGAAACCCACGACUUAACAUAUGCAAUUUUUUUAUUUGUACAGUUAGGGGAGUUUUUAGUGUUUGGUAUCACUAAUCUUUUUGGUACAUUUAAACACACAUGCUUUAAUAACUGGUAAAAUAAUCUUAGUGAUCCUGUCAUGGCAGGUUGACUUAGAAAGAUAACAUCUCCAAAUAAUUAUAAUAACGAUAAAUUAUAUACUUAAUUAAUUUAGAAACUUUUACUCUUAAAUUUAUCUCCUCUACAGAGCUGAUUGCACUGUCAACAUGAUGAUUUUGUAGAUGUAACAGUAAUGUGACAUCCACUGCUAAAAAUACAUUAUACAUAAAGUACAAAAAAGGCACGGUUGCUUAAGGACACAUGACGUGUGACAUGUCAUGAUUCCCUUUUAUUCCAGAAGUUUGGUCCGUAAGGGGUUAAAGGCACUAUAUUGAGCAUAUAUUGGUUUUGGUGCAGGAGUGUCUGGGCGCCUCCAAUUUAAGCAAACUGUUUUUGAACAGUUUACUUAUUACCAUUCCCUGUCUCCAUUACCAGCUGCUGAGAGCCAAAGGUUCCUUGGCAGGCUAAGCUCAUUGGCUGAGAGUGUCAUCUGAUUGUUCUUAGCUCAAGAAUGCUAGUGGAAGAUCUUGUUGAGGAUUUGUUUGGUGCGCAGUGAACCCGAGGAAGAGAGUCAAACUGUUCAAUAACUUUUUGACUCCUUACAAUGGUGUCUCCCUAGCCACUAAAGGAAGCUUUACCUGCACAAUAUAUAUAAAUUGUGAUUUUAUUUAUUUUUUUACUUACUGUAUGUACUCGAGUAUAAGCUGACCCGAAUAUACCCGAGGCACCAAAUUUUACCUAAAAAAACUGGGAAAACUUAUUGACUCGAGUAUAAGCCUAGGGUGGGAAAUGCAAAAUAAAAAUAGAUACCAAUACAAUUACAUUAAUUGAGGCAUCAGUAGGUUAAAUGUUUUUGAAUAUUUAUUUACAGUGUGUGUAUAUAAUGAAUGCAGAGUGUGUGUAUAUAAUGAAUGCAGUUUGUGUAGAGUGUGUAUAGAAUGCAGAGUGUGUGUUUGUGUGAAUGCAGUGUGUGUGUAUAUAAUGCAACUUAUUAUAUAGGAAUACUUAUUACCUUAUUUUAUGUACACCGUGCAAAACCCUUUAUUUAUUUUACUCUAAGAUGAAUGUGGCCUGGUAUAGAGUAGGAUUGCGGGUUGACAGAGAGUUACCUUUUAUGAAAUGAAAAUGUAUCCAUACAUUGUAUUUAUAAAAUAAAUUGAGUUAGAAACCUAAAUAUUUACUUUGCCCUCGUGUUUUUGCAGAGUGCGUGUAUUUGUGUGAAUGCAGUGUGUGUAUAUAAUGUAGUGUUUGUAAACUGGGUGGGGGUAGGGCAUUUUUAAUAUUUUUAUGUAUUAUUUAAAUAUUUAAUUUGUUAACUUUUUUUUUUUUUUGUUCCCCCUCCCUGCUUGUUAGGGAGUGGGGCUAUGUCAAUCCCUGGUGGUCCAGUGACAUGGUCUGUGCAGUGGGGGCCCGCAGAAGCUCUUGGUUACCUUCUCAGCAGCUCCCUGUGUAAAUCUCGCAGCCAGUGUGCUGCACGGAGCGUUGCCACGGUAAUAAUUGACAACGCUGUGAUGGCUGCGGGACUCACAAGAUUUACACAGGGGUGCUGAAGGGAGCUGCUGGGAAGGUAAGUAAGAGCUUCUGCGGGCCCUCCCCAGGACCGCCGGGCUUAUCAUGAGCCCGGCUGUCCUGGUCUGUAUUAUGGCAAUGUAAGUUGCCAAAAUACAGACCCUCACUCGAGUAUAAACCGAGGGGGGCUUUUUCAGCAAAAAAAGUGCUUAUCCUCGAGUAUAUACGGAAUAUCUUUUGAGUAAUGUUUAGUUAAAAUUUUAUUUAAGUAUAAUUUUCUCAGUUACUUUUUGCUAAAAAAACAUUAUUGUCUUACUGUUCAGAUUAUAUUGAAGCAGAAGCUUUAUACACUCAAGCACUUCAAACUUGCCCAGCUCUUUACCAGAAGGACAGAUCUAUCCUUUUUUCAAACAGAGCCGCUGCCAGACUAAAACAGGUAAAACAUGUCUUCUUCCCUUCUGUUAAUUUUGUAUUACAAAACAAAUAUUACAUUUGCCCUAUAACUUUGGCAAAAUUUUGAACUGUUCAAAUUGUCCUUAAAUAGAUAAUCUAUAAUUAUAAUAUAUAUGAUAAGAAAUUAUACCAGUCUAACUUCAUUAAUAACAAAAUGGCACAAUUUCCAACAGCCUAAACUAGGGAGAGGUAGGGGGCAGUGCAUUCAAUUAGAGUGGAGGGGGUGGAGCAUUGGAUUGGCAGAGAUCAUUGUUUGAUGAUCUCAGCCAAAAUAAAGAACACACUCAUAGGAUUUCAAAAUCAACACAAUAAUGUCAUUUGGUUUUUACAGCUGUGUAACAGCUUCCAUUCACUAUUUCAGCCCCAUUACCAAACUUUUCUUAAUAUGUCAAAGUAGUUGGACUAAAACAUUGGUUAUAUGAAAAUGCACGUUUCCUUAACCCCUUAAGACCGGAGGGCGUACUAUUACGCCCUCUAAUAGGCGGCUCUAAACGCCGCCGGGCGUAAUAGUACGCCCUCCGGUCUUUCUGUACUUACCCGGUCGCCGGCGGUCCCACGCCGGCGAUCGCGGUGGGGAGGACUCCCAGGGAGCCCCCCGCGGCACGACCGUCCUCCAGGAAGCCCCCCGGCCGUGUGAGAGUGGGGUCCUAGCGAGGACCCCACAAUCACAUGGCCGGGGAUAGCUGGCUUCUGUAUUGCCGGCAGGGGGGCUGCCUGUAAUUACAGGGGGUCCCCCUGCUGGCUGAAAAUAAAAGUAAAAUAAGUUAAAAGUGUAAAAAAAUAAAAUUAUAUAUACUUAGAUCAUAUAUAUAUAUUAUAUAUAUAUGAUCAAAGUAUAUAUAUACACAUAUACAUACACACAUGUACACCGUCUAGGUGUAUUUUACUAUUAAUAUAUAUAUAAUUAUAUAUAUAUAUUAAUAUCAAAUUACACGUACACUGAUACUGAUUAAAUAUAUAUAUAAUUAUUGUUAUAUAUAUAUUUAUAUAUAAUAUAAAAAAAAUAAAAUGUAAAUACGUUAAAAAAUAAAAUUACAAAAAUAAUUAAAAAUAAAUAAUUUAAAAAUAUAUAGAUGUGUGUUAUUUCGUUCUAACUGUAUUGUGAAAUUAAUAUAUAUAUAUAUCAAAAUACACAUAGAACGAAAUAAUAUAUAUAUUUAUACACAUAAAUAUAUACGUAUAUAUCACUAUAUAUAUACCUAUAUAUAAAUAAAAAUAUUUUAAAAAAAUUAUAUAGAUAUAUACAUAUAUAUACACAUACGUAUAUAUAUACAUAUAUUGAUUCUACAUAUAUAUUUAUGUAAUAUUUUUACAUAAUUAGGUAUCUUAAUUAAUUACAAUUAGCAGGACCUGCAUGACAACCCAUGCCGAAAGUAAAGGGAAUUUAAUUUGCUAGCACUAUAUUUAACCCUAUAACUUUCCAAGACACCAUAAAACCUGUACAUGGGGGGUACUGUUCUACUCGGGAGACUUCGCUGAACACAAAUAUUAGUGUUUCAAAACAGUAAAAUGUAUUACAACGAUGAUAUCGCCAGUAAAAGUGACGUUUUUUGCAUUUUUCACGCACAAACAGCAUUAAACGGACAAUAUUAUUGCUAUGAUACUUUUUACUGUUUUGAAACACAAAUAUUUGUGUUCAGUGAAGUCUCCCGAGUACAACAGUACCCCUCAUGUACAGGUUUUAUGGUGUUUUCAAAAGUUACAGCGUCAAAUAUAAGGCUUUGCGAACAUUUUUCACAUUAAAAUUCGCCAGAUUGGUUACGUUGCCUUUGAGACCUAUGGUAGCCCAAGAAUGAAAAUUACCCCUAUGAUGGCAUACCAUUUGCAAUAGUAGACAACCCAAGGUAUUGCAAACGGGGUAUGUCCAGUCUUUUUUAGUAGCCACUUAGUCACAAACACUGGCCAAAAUUGGCGUUUUUUGCAUUUUUCACACACAAACAAAUACUAACGCUAACUUUGGCCAGUGUUUGUGACCAAAUGGCUACUAAAAAAGACUGGACAUACCCCAUUUGCAAUACCUUGGGUUGUCUACUAUUGCAAAUGGUAUGCCAUUAUGGGUGUAAAUUUCAUUCCCGGGCUACUAUACAGUCUCAAAGGCAACGUAUAUUUGAACCCUGUAACUUCCCAAAACGCCAUAAAACCUGUACAUAGGGGUACUGUUUUACACGUGAGACUUUGCUGAAUACAAAUAUGUGUAUUUUAUUGCAGUAAAAGCAAACAGUAUUAUGACACUGACCGUUAAAAUGUCAUGUAGAACUAAAAAAAUAAAAAAAAUCUAUUUUCUCCCAUUUUUUCAUAUUAAAUUAUGUUUCAUAGCUAAAUAUUUGAUAUUAAAUGAAAGCCCUGUUUCCCCUGAAUAAAAUGAUAUAUAAUAAGGGUGGGUGCAUUUACUAUGAAAGAGGUGUAUUACGGUUGGACAGACAUGUAGCGCAAAUGCCAGGUUUUGUUUACAUUUUGUUUUGUUCACAACGUGUACAUUUGGCUCCGUCCUUAAGGGGUUAAAAUAAAUUUGCUGUUUUGUUUACUUUGAAGCCCUAGGAGCGUGAGAACGUCCAGUGUCAGGCAACUUCUUUUUAUUUUUUAUACUGUACUCUGCUCAAUAAACAUAUAUGUUUCUUUGAAAACUGACGUUUUUGUUUUUUUGCGGCCCACAUAAACUUAAACCUUGUUUAUUUGGCCCAUGUGAGCCUUUGAGUUUGACAUGCUUGCUCUAGGUGCUCUGUACUCCCUUUUGUAAUCUGAAAACAAUCUCAAUCAUACAUACAAUGGUGUUAAGCAUUUCUGUGUACAUACAUGUCUCCAUAUUACUGAAAAUGAUACAAACUGAAACAAACAAUCCUUUAAAGAUUUCAUAAUCUGCCAGUGUAAUGUUCUCAAAAAAAUCUAUCACAGAUGAAGUUUGACAAUUAAUUCACUGGUAUAUGCUGAUAGGGUAAACAUAUCACUGCAACAAGUAUUUAGUGGGUCAUAAUAUCACAUGUAUGUAUUUUGUGGUAUAAUUUUGGGGAAUUUUGGUUUAAUACGGGCAUGUUAGAUUUGUUUACGGGCAUAUAUUUUAAACAUAAAUAUAGAAUUAUUUAUAUACUCCACGGCACGUUACAGUGGUUUCAAGCAAUGUAUAAUUUGAUUUAUAAUGACAUCUCUUGGUAAAGCAGCUUAAUUAGCAACUUUUUUUUUGUUGUCAUAUUUUAUUUCUGGUUAAUAUUUUAUUACUCCUUUUCUGUACAAUGAUAAAUGUGUUCCCCUUUUUUUACAGGACAAAAAUGAAGAUGCGCUGAAAGAUUGCACUAAAGGUAAUCCCCCCCCCUGCCCCCUAUGUUUAUUUUUGGAAUUACACAGCAAUUUGACUUAACAAAUAACAAUUAUUGGUUAGUAGCUCGGCAGCUGAUUUUGCUGAAAGUAAUGCAUGACAGCAUCUAUGUUUAAAGGAACAUUCCGAGCAUCCAAACCGCAACAGCCUGCUGUAGAAAUCAUGGUGUCAUUAAUGUCCUGGCUCUCUCCCAGAGUAAUUUGGCAAACUUUUUUUUAGUCCCACUGAGUAAGCACCGCCACUAUAAUUUGUUGUUACCAGCCCACUCCUGCAUUGCCCAUGGUUUUCUCUGUUGAGAUAACCAGGUUUUUAUUCAGGAGAGGAUGUGUUUCAAUGGAUGUGGGAGCCAGUUGCGUUGUUGUUACAGCAUAGCUAAAUGGUUUAACUACUUACCGUGGGACUUCACGCAGACAUUCCUGGCACCAUAACAACUACAGCAGCCUUUAGUAGUUAUAGUGCUUGGGGUGUUCUUUUUAACGAGACAAAUCAGUUUGGUGUUCAUAUACUUCAUAUAAUAUACAUUAAAAAAAAAAAAUCUUUUUGCCAAUCCAAGACUAUUGUUUGCAUUAAUGCUGUACAUAUCUAGUAAAACCUUCCAAAUCAGAUAUUUGUGGGAUGUAAAGUAUGAUGCGUUUGGCUUUCCACUAGUAAAAGUGCAACUAAUGCUCAGCACACAACAAUGUGAUUGCUUUAUUCAUAAAAAAAAAAGAAUGAGACUACUUGCUUAAAAAUAAGCCAUUGAUGAAAAGAAAACUGUAAUGAAAAAAUUACAACUUAUUAUAUAGGAACAAUUAUUACCUUUAUUUUAUAUACACAGUGCAAAACCCUUUAUUUAUUUUACUCUAACAUGAGUGUGGCCUGGUAUAGAGUAGGAUUGCGGGUUGACAGAGAGUUACCUUUUAUGAAAUGAAAAUGUAUCCAUACAUUGUAUUUAUCAAAUUAUUUGAGUUAGAAACCUAAAUAUUUAUUUACAUUGCCCUUGUGUUUUUUUUAUUUUAAGCUAGUAGGGUACCUCUUUGUCAAUUUAAAGCUGUUAGACUAAAGCUGUUGAUUUGCAAACAGAUUUUGUUUUGUGCUAUGAGGCUGUUGAUCUAAGCAUAUUAUUUUCUACCUUUUGAAAGGCAGGACUUAAAUUUUACUAUUUGAAACAAUGAAUACACACCACAUUGACACUAGUAAUAACCACUUCUACAGGACCAGUGCAUUUUUAAAGACAGAUUGUAUAAUAUUAAUGAAAACUGCUUUCCAUUUUACUCCCUAAGAUUGUGUUGAAAUUUGUAUCUAUCACAGCAAUUGAGCUAAAUCCCGAUUAUAUUCGUGCUUUGCUCCGGAGGGCAGAGUUAUAUGAGAAGACUGACAAACUGGAUGAAGCCCUGGCUGAUUAUAAAUCUGUUAUGGAAAGAGAUCCAUCUUGCAUUCAGGCCAAAGAAGCCUGCAUGGUAAUAUGUCGUGUUGUUUCUUGUGGUCAUGCCAUCUAGAUUUGUUUUGAUAUUCUAGUAUUAUCCAAUAUGAAAAUGUUGUGUCCUUCUCUGCUAGACUAGUUUAAUAAAGACCUCUGGUAGGUCGAAACAUUGCUGCUUUGUCCCUUUUGAUCCAAUAAACCUGCCUGUGGUUUCAACACUCUGAGUGCCUGGCGGGUAUUUCCUCUUGCCUUCUCCACUAGACAAGCUUUAAAAAUGAAUUGCCACUGCAAGCCUUGAGGAUGGUGGAACAUUCUCCACAGCUGAAUUUCUAGUCACAGAGAUACAUAUUCACUCAUCAAUGGCUAGUGGAGAGUGGUCAUUUUGAGCCCUGGUACUAUCAUUACAUACUUUAAGUGCUUAUCCUGACUGCUUGAUAAAAUUUGCAAAUAAAUCUAAGUAGGUAUACACACAGGGGGAUUACAAGACUAGAUGAUACUUCAUACAGACUUUAAUUUAACAAUUGUAGCACUUUUCUAAAAAAAUAAAAUAAAAUACUGUAUAAAACAGCCUAUUAUUUUACAAUCUAAAGGAUUGUGGCAGAAUUAAAUAAUUAUUAAUGGUUUAGAUAAAGGAGAAUUUUAACACCUCACUGAGUGAUGCUGGUGUAGGUUUUUGCUACAUUUGUUUAGUUGGUGCAAGGGCGAUCUCUCAUUACAAUAGGUUCCAGUUGAGCUAGAACUCACUGAUGUUCCAAUAACAACAUUGACUGCUUUUGGACAAGUUCACUCUGCUUUUGUUCUACUCCAGUUCAUAACCAGUUGGGAAACAUCUCUGUGCACUUUAUGCCCAGCUACAAUGGAAUAUUGUGAUCUAAGUACAUAUAGUUAUUAUUCCUGCAUUAAUCCUGGAUAUCUAAGUUUGACUAAAUAUAUUAGCUACUUGGUCAAUGGAGUGCUUGAAAUUAGGCCAGUAUUUGAAGAUUGCCUGACUAGCCUCUUUUUUUCACUUUAAAUUCACUUUGAAUUCUCAAUAAUCCUGCUUGAUUUAAUAACUAAGGAAUUCAUCACACCAAUAUGCCAUGAGACCAUUUUGGAUUCCCUAUAGGACAUAUUUGUUACUGAUCACUUAUUUAAACCAACCGUCAAUUGGUUACUCAUUCCUCUAGCAACCAAGUUUGUUAUAUUUAAUGGAAAUCGCUUAUAUUGGUAGUGAUUUAAAACCGUGCUAACUCCAGGGAUCACAAUAAUCUUGUACCCAUCUCAUGUCACUCUUCCUUUAAAACCUCUUUUCAUACUGCCCUCUGGUAUGUACGCUCUGUUUUCAGUGUUACUAAAUCCACUGCUGUGCGCAACCUUUUCAUCUUUCGUUCCCUAGACUUACUAGCCUUAACAGAAACAUGGCUCCCUCCCUCUGACACCACUACCCCUGCCUCUGUAUCCUUUGGUGGUCUUCAAUUUUCCCACAACACAAGACACUCUGAAAGCAAAUGUGGUGAUGUAGGGUUCCUGCUCUCACCUCACUGCUCCUUUAAACCUAUACCCACCCCUCAACUCCCACUUCCCUCUCUUUCUCCUCAUUUGAAUUUCAUUCAGUUCGCCUCUUCAAACCCAUCUCUGCUAACAUUGCCAUUAUUUAUCGUUCCCCUCUACUCUUCCUUGACCUCUUUGCUGAUUGGCUUCCCUACUUCCUCUCAUCUAAUAUUCCACCCCUAAUUCUUGGGGACUUCAACAUUCUCCUUAACCCACCCUUGUCCUCAGUAUCCUCAAAACUGCUUUUAAUGACCUCCUCCCUUGGGGUAUCACAGUGGGCUAAGUCUCCCACCCAUGGAGCUGGCAAUACCCUUGAUCUUAUUUUCUCUCAUGAAUGUACAAUCUCUAAUCUCUAAUGCAACACUCCAUUUCCUCACUCAGAUCACCACCUCUUACCGAUUAUCGGUCUGGCCGAUAUUCAGAAUUUUCGGCAAGAUCGUUAUCGGCCUAUAAAAAUACCGACAAUGCAGACCAGGGCCGCCAUCAGGACAUGACAACCGAGACAGGAUGUCAUAGUCCUGGGGGGUUCACAGCACCCUUCAGCUCCCCUGUCUUAAUAUCACGAGUCCCACUGGUUACCAUGGCAAUGCGGCACACAGGCUGUAAGAGUUAGACGGGAGCUGCUGGGAAGGGAAGUAAGUGUUGCUGGGCCACCUCUGCAGAGUCCAUGCCAUAUCCUCGCUCCCUGGCCAGGUAAGAAGCAGGGAGGGGGACCAAAACAAAAUGUUAAAAAAUUUAAUCUAUAAAAAAUAAAUAAAGUUAAUGCCAUAUCCAUUCCAUUUUACACACAUUACAUACCUACACAAGCACUCACUGCAUUUACUAUACACGCACUACACAAACACACCCACUGUGCAUUCAUUCUAUACACACAUAUUACUCAAACACACUACACACACACACACACACACACACACACACACACACAUAUUUUUGAAAACACAAAUUCUGACUGGCAUGUAUAUUGUAUGCAUUUACCUUAAUAAAACAAAGAUUUGCAAAAAAAUAAAAUAAUUAACAUGUUCAGUUAACAGUAGAUUUGUGUAGAAAUAGUUUAUUUUUUCAAAACAAUAAAUGUACAGAGUAUUGGUAAGUUGUCGGCUAUCUACCUGAAAGUUCAAAGAUUAUCGGUAUCUGCUCUAAAAAAAAAAAAAAAAAUCAAUAUCAGUCGAUCCCUAUGUCUUAUCGUUAGCUCUCAAUAGCCCCCUUCCCCAUCAUCCUCAACCUAACUCCCUUCAACUAAGAAGAAAUCUGAACUCUAUUGACCACCAGCAGCUAUCCGAUAAUAUUGAUUCCCAACUUCUAUCCAUCCCUAAUGUCUCCUGUUCCUCACUGGCUAGCUCCUCAUAUACACUACCCUCACUUCUGCCCUGGAUGCUGCAGCCCAACUCCAAACAUGCACCUUGAGGAGAAAAUGCCCCAAACCAUGGCACACUAAAUCAACAAGCUACCUGCAGAGAUGCUCCUGCUCUGCUGAACGCUGCUGGAGGAAGUCACGCACCCAGUCGGACUUCCUCCUCUACAAAUUCAUGUUGUGUUCAUACAGCACAGCCCUUGCCAUACUUUCCUCCCUCAUUAGCUUAUGCUCCCGCAAUCCCAGGCGUCUUUUUUUAAUUCCUUUACUCCCUUCUUUGCCCUGCUGUGGCCACCCGCCAAACUAACCUUACAGCCGAUAGCUUUGCAUGCUACUUUACCGACAAGAUUGAACAUCUAAGGAAAGAAUUCUCACCACCUUGCCCCUAGGUCAUGCCUUUCCUACCCUUCAGACUUUCUCCCAGGCUACUGAACAAGAGGUGGCUGUGCUUCUCCUUUCCUCUCGACCCACCACUUGCCCGCUUGAUCCUGUCCCUUCUCACCUCAUCAGAUCUCACCUCUUGUCAUGUUCCUUCCUUAACACACAUCUUUAACUGCUUUCGCUCUUCUGGUGUUGUCCCUGCUGACCUUAAACAUGCCGCUGUAGUACUUAUGCUGAAAAAAAUAUCUCUUGACCCAUCCUCCCCCUCUAACUGUCUUCCAUAUCCCUGCUCUCUUUACUCAAAGCUUCUGGAAAGACUUGUCUUUACCCGUCUGACUUGCUUCCUCAGUUCCAACUCUCUCUCCUUGACCCUCUUCAGUCUGGCUUCCGCCCCCUCACUCUACUGAGACUACUCUUAUUAAAGUCACUAACGACCUAAUCACCGCUAAAUCCAAAGGGCACUACUCUAUACUAAUUCUUCUUGACCUCUCUGCUGCCUUUGACCAUGUUCUUUUUUAAUAACUCUGUCUCUGUGACACUGACCUCUCUUGGUUUUCCUCCUAUCUCUCCAAGCACUCAUUCAGUUUCUCCUUUUCUAAUGAUACCUCCUCCCUUCGUCCUGUCUCUGUUGGAGUCCCCCAAGGCUCUGUACUUGGUCCCCUUCUAUUUUCUCUUUAUAUUGCCUCUUUUGGCAAACUUAUAACCUCAUUCAAAUACCACCUGUACACUGGUGACACUCAGAAAUACCUCUCCUCUGCUGUCCUGCAACGUGUCACUGCUGGCCUUUCUUCUAUCUUUGAUUGGAUGUCCUUCCACUUUUUGAAACUCAGUCUCUCUAAAACUGAACUCCUUGUCUUUCCUCCUCCUAAUACUGAUCCCCCUCUUUCGCUCUCCCUUCAAGUGAGUAGUAUCCACAUCGGUACUUCCUUGCAAACGCGCUGUCUUGGCAUUAUACUUGAUUCUGGCCUCACAUCCAGUCUGUUACCAAAUCCUGUAGAUUCCACCUUAAAAACAUAGCCCGCAUCCGCCCCUUUCUUACACAAGAUGCUACUAAGGAGCUUGUCCAUGCUCUAGUGAUCUCUCGCAUUAAUUAUUGUAACCCUCUCCUAAUUGGUCUUCCCAAAAGUCGGAUUGCCCUGCUACAGUCUGUAAUGAAUGCUGCAGCUAGACUGAUUUUCCUCUCCUGUCGCUCCUCUCACACCUCUCCCUUUGUCAGUCCUGACAUUGACUUCCUGUAUCCUAUAGGAGUCAAUUCAAGGUUCUAAUCCUCACCUAUAAAGCACUUACCAAAGAUAUAUCUUUUUGUAUGCCAUAGUUCUAAAAUACAUAGAAACCUCUGCUGUAUAUAAAGACUUUUUUUAAAUUGUUUUAUUGGUAAAGUGUGAAAUUUUAUUGUUUUUCAGCGCUUACCCAAGCAAAUUGAAGAAAGAAAUGAAAAAUUAAAAGACGAAAUGCUUAGUAAGUAUCUCUUUUCUUCCUGUAGAGAAACCUCUUUCCACUACUAGGUAUUGGUCAGGAUAGCAUUAUUAUUUAUUUUUUUUUACUCUGGUUUUUCAUUAUGAUACUUCCAUUGGAAGCUUCACCUUGCACAGGGAGGUUUUUGUCUGCUAACAUCUUAUUUGCACUAAUUGCACUUCUGGUUUGUGUACACACAUUUUGUUUUACCUACAGAUACUUGCAUACGACAGGAUAUAUUCUCUUACUUGCCGGUCCAGCUGCAAAAUUAUUUUCACAUUUCGUAAGCAGCCAUUAUUUCAUUUAAGGUCCCUCCCCCUCUCUAACCAAAAAUAUUUAAUGAUUUAAAAAAGCUUAUCCAAAAAUAUUUAAUCCAGGCCAUUAUUGCAUUUACAUCUGGAAUAAGGGUUAGACACAAUUGAUAGUGAAUAUGAACUUUGACGUUUAUUACUAGGUGAUAACCAUUUUCUUGGUAAAAUCCAGUGCAGUGCUCAGAAUUACACUGAACAAAAUUAUAAACGCAACACUUUGAGUUCAGCUCUUGAAAAGGGCAAAAACAAAAGAUCUAAGCCCUUUUCUAUGUACACAAAAGGCCUAUUUUUCUCAAAUAUUUGUUCACAAAUCUGUCUAAAUGUGUGUCAGUGAGCACUUCUCCUUUGCCGAGAUAAUCCAUCUACCUCACAGGUGUCGCAUAUCAAGAUGCUGAUUAGGCAGCAUGAUUAUUGCACAGGUGUGCCUUAGGCUGGCCAUAAUAAAAGGCCACUAAAAUGUGUAGCUGUACUGUAUGGGGGGGAGUGACCACUAUUUGCCUCAUACGGAGCAACACAUCUUUUACGCAUAGGGUUGAUCAGGUUGUUGAUUGUGGCCUGUGGAAUGUUGGUCCACUGCUCUUCAAUGGCUGUGUGAAGUUGCUGGAUAUUGUCAGGACCUGGAACAAUCUGUUGUAUAAGAUGAUCCAGAGCAUCCCAAACAUGCUAAAUGGCUGACUUGUCCGGUGAGUAUGCUGGCCAUGCAGGAACUGGUAUGUUUUCAGCUUCCAGGAAUUGUGUACAUAUCCUUGCAACGUGGGGUCGUGCAUUAUCAUGCUGCAACAUGAGGUGAUGGUUGUGGAUGAAUGGCACAACAAUAGGCCUCAGGAUUUCGUCACGUUAUCUCAGUGCAUUCAAAAUGCCAUCAAUAAAAUGCACCUGUGUUUGUUGUCCAUACCAUAACCCCACCGUCACCAUGGGCCACUCAAUCCACAACGUUGACAUCAGCAAACCGCUCACCCACACAACGUCAAACAAGCUAUCUGCCCUGUACAGUGAAAACCGGGAUUCAUCUGUCAAGAGAACACUUCGCCUAAGUUCCAGACUCCAUUCAAUGUGAGAAUUUGCCCACUCAAGUUGGUUACGACGACGACCUGCAGUCAUGUCGAGACCCCGAUGAGGACGAUGAGCAUGCAGGUGAGCUUUCCUGAGACGGUUUCUGACAGUUUGUGCAGAAAUGAUUUGGUUAUGUAAACCGAUUGUUGCAGUAGCUGUACGGGUGGCUGGUCUCAGACGAUCUUGGAGGUGAAGAUGCUGGAUGUGGAGGUCGUGGGCUCGUGUGGUUACACGUGGUGUGCGGUUGUGAGGCCGGUUGGGUGUACUGCCAAAUUCUCAAACUCCUUUGGCGAUGGCUUAUGGUAGGACAUUCCUGCAUGUUGUGUAAUCGGCAUCUUGAUAUGCCACACCUUUGAGAUGGAUGGAUUAUCUCGGCAAAGGAGAAGUGCUCACUAGCACAGAUUUAGACAGAUUUGUGAACAAUAUUUUAGAGAAAUAGGCCUUUUGUGUGCAUAGAAAAAGUCUUAGAUCUUAGAGUUCAGCUCAUGAAAAAUGGUGGCAAAAACAAGUGUUGCGUUUAUAAUUUUGUUCAGUGUAUAAUGGAUAUUAUUUUGUGCAGCUUUUACAAAAUAAAGAGGACGAUUUUAACGUAUUUAUAUUUUUACUCUAGUAUUCAGACACCCAUUUAAGCCCUCAGUGGUUUAAAACACUGGAAGGGAAAAAUCAGGAAAGAGGCCUUUCUUUUCUCUUUCAGCUAGAUCUAAAGCUGCUAUUCUGUAAAGUGGAAGUUGUUGAGACUGCAAAAAGCUGAAUUGAAGACCUUUUUGUUAAAAAAAAAAAAAAAAAAAGUUUGUAUAUUUUAGCCUAAUAUUUUAGAUUGUCUUGUCAUUUCCAAUCAGAUUAAGGAACCCUAAAAUGUAUCCAGAAAAAUAAAAAUUUGAUACCUAUGUUUUGUUUUUUUUCCCCCCCAUUUCAUUUUGCUGACACUAGUGUCAAUAGGGUGCUUUGUACAGGCUUUUGUUCAGUGUUUUAGCCAUUGCUACUAGAAAGACAAGACUAUUACUUUUUACUUUACAAGAUAUACAAGUGUUUGAAAAAUAACUAUUGUUAGCCAGAAUGUUAAGGUAUAACUUUAAUUCCUUUGUUCCUAGGUAAACUAAAGGAUUUGGGGAACUUGGUCCUAAGGCCUUUUGGCUUGUCUACAGAAAACUUUCAAGUCAAACAGGAUGAUACAAGUGGCUCUUACUCUAUCAACUUUGUGCAAAACCCAAAUAAUAACAGAUGACGAAGAAGCUAUUGUUUGAAUUAUCAAUGUUACAUUUUACUUUUCUCUGGGUCCUUUGAGUUCCAUGGAUUUGCUGCUUCAAAGAAUGUGCCAUCAGAUAUUUGGCCCUUUUAAAAUGGACACCUACAUUGUUUUGAAGUGUACUUUUGAUUCAUUUACUUGACUGGCUUUAAUUGCUUGACACUGUUUGAUUUAACUGAUCAGGCCUCUAAAUGGUAUUCCUUUUUAAAAUAAAAUCUUCAGUAGAGUUUUGUGAGGAGAGCCAGCUUUAGCAAUAAAGCUGUUAUUUAGCUGUAGCAAUCGAAUCCAUUGGCCUUCAAAUUUUUUUUGCUCAUGAAACACUACAGGUGAAAUAUUUUGAGCAUGUCAUUAUUUUUACCUGACUGCCAAGCGGCUUCUUGUAACCAUAGAAAUGUCAGCUCUGUCGAUUUUAUUACAGUUGAUUUUGUGUUAGCAGUAUUAGUAUUCUCUCCACACUUCAGUAUGUAGGAAUAAAUUGAAAGAAAACAAAGCAACCUCUCUCAACCUUUCCAGAGUGCUAAUUUUAUUUUACAAAACCUAGCAUACUGCAGCUUUCAAACUUCUGACACCUAGAUGGAUUAUGGACAAGAAGGUCAAUCUAUAUCGUAAACAGAAAUAAAUGAACUGAAAUUCUCACGUUUUCUUCAUCCUCCAGGCAGAUACGUCCUGUCCCUUAUCUCUCUGACGACAUUCUCAUCUAUCCUUCUAUGCUUUACUUUUUGUUUUGUUUUAAAUGUAUUUUUUCUCUUUACACAUAAUCAUGCUCCAAACCAGUAAAAAAUAAUUUUUUUAAAAAAAAUUUUUUAUCUACUGUAAAAAUAUUGCUAAAGAAAAUUUUGAGUUAUAGAAGACCUUUCAGUUGAAUAAGUUUUUGAGCAUGGGCUGGAUGCUUGAAAAUAUAUCUUUGCAAGGGGCAGGGCUCAGUAAGUAUUCAGAAUUAGAAUAACCUUGACUACAACUGACUACAUAACCCAAUUGUUUCUAAAAUUAAGGACCUGAUCAAUUAAUUUUUACGUUAAAGGACAAAUUUUGAAGUACAAGGAAAACCACUUUCAGGACAACACUGAAAGUAGAAAAUAUUCCUUGUAAAAUAGCUUUGUGUAAUCUGAAAAAACAAAAUUGUGACUUGUAACAAACAUAAAGCCUUUCAAAGCAUGAAUUGCACAAUAAAUAUUCACCAUAGUGUUUAUUGAUGCCUUCUAGCGGUUUGUAGACUGUCUUCUUUCUGUACUAAUUGUAGCAAUAUUAAUAUAUUUAGUGAGUUGGUUUUUUUUUUUUUUUACUAAACACCAACAUUGUAGAGAAAUGGAAUAGGAAUUGUAACAUGUUGGCUAAUUUUUGGAAAAAAUAUAUAGAAUUAGCUUUAGUCACAAUUUUUUACUUUUUUGUAGUAAAUGUAUGCAGUUCAGUUUAAAAUUAACUAAAAAACUUCGGUUUAGUGAAUAAAUGCUUGAAAAUGAAUAUAACGUUGCAUCCAUUCAAUAACUAACUGGGGUAGAUUUGGUAAGGUUAGUAUGAUGACACAAACAAAAAAAACCCACUAUGACUGCAUUGUAUAAAUCGUCCUUGUUCAGUUUGUUUUGAAAGGAAAAUAUACCUAAUUCUUAGAUACAUCUACAUGGAUGGAGCAGUCUGAAAUCCUGUAUAAUUUUCUUCAGGCUCGGUUAAUUUGUGUAGCAGAAAAGAAU
Messenger RNA from Pelobates cultripes (western spadefoot toad), 24097 nucleotides. The record is from the annotation of a GenBank genome assembly. Lineage: Eukaryota; Metazoa; Chordata; Amphibia; Anura; Pelobatidae.